AUGAUUCUUUUGAGGCGUCACCGCAUUGCGCUGUGUGGACAGAACUGCAUCAGUCCCUCAGCCCUCCCCAGGAUUGAUGCUUCCGCCUACAGUCCUGCCUGGAGCCUACCGAACACCUGGAGGUCCCUCCUGCUGCUGGCGCCGGCCACGCGUAACCGUCACUCGGAAGCGUUCUUGCAGCGCCUGCUGUGGCUGAGAGGCCGCGGGCGGCUGCGCCACGUGAACCUGGGGCUCUGCUCGCUGGUGUACGAGGCGCCCUUCGAUGCCCAGGCCAGCCUCUACCAGGCCCGCUGCCGCUACCUGCAGCCGCGUUGGAUCGACUUCCCCGGUCGGGUCCUCGACGUGGGGUUCCUGGGCCGUUGGUGGAUCCUGGAGAACCGCAUGCAGGAUUGCGACAUUAACGACGACGAGUUUCUUCACCUGCCUGCGCACCUCCGUGUCGUCGGGCCCCACCAGCUGCAUUCCGAGGCCAACGAGAGGCUGUUCGAGGAGAAGUACAAGCCGAUUGUGCUCACUGAUGACCAGGUGGACCAGGCGCUGUGGGAAGAGCAGGUCUUGCAAAAGGAAAAAAAGGAUAGACUGGCGCUGAGCGAGGCCAAUUCACUGGUGCAGGCCGAGGUUUCCAGAUGAAACCCCAGGUCUCCAGGUUCAGGCAGACUGUUUGCCACGAGUGGAUGCAACGGAUGAGAUGGCUGGUUGUAAACUCUGCUCGGUGUGGUUUUGUGGGAAGACCUUCUCGCUCCGUCUGUUUCAUUAGCCGAAGCUAAUUGAAAGCUUUCCUGAUCUUGGAGAUGGAGAACAGCUGAAGGACUGGUCUUGAACAUGGAGAAGAGCUGAAGCAUUUGUCCGUGUUAUAUUUAUAACCACCAGAAGUACUAGUAAGGAGCCUGUAUGGGGUAGCCUGUUGUCGACGGGGAUGUACUUCAGUGGUAGAGCACUUGCCUAGCGUGCCUGGGUUCUUGGCUUCCAAUCCCAGCACUGUAAAACAGAACAAAAAAGAACUUUUUGUUUGGGGGUUAUUGUUUAUUUGGUUGGGUUUUGAGACUAGGACUCCCAAAGAACCCAGACUGACCCUAAAUCCUCCUGCCUCAGCUCCAGUCCACCACAGUGUACACAGUCCAUGCAUAAUAGCCUACUGUGUAGCAAAGGGUGACUUGCCUGCACUUCCCAGAUGGGGGGAGAAAGGGUUCUGCUGUACACUUUAUUAUUGUUGAGUACUAGACAUCAAAGACGGGGUCUUGUACAUACAGGGCAAGCACUGAACCCCCAAGGCUUUUUUUUUUUUUUUUUU
Cricetulus griseus (Chinese hamster) is the source of this 1291-nucleotide messenger RNA. The record is from RefSeq and is a predicted model, not a curated record. Lineage: Eukaryota; Metazoa; Chordata; Mammalia; Rodentia; Cricetidae.